AUGAAGAAAAUGUGGCAGGAUUCAAAGCUUGAGAGAAAUAGUCGAUUUGGCGUGGAAAAUAUUUAUAAUUCAGGUCAGAGUGGAUUUCAGUUAGAAUUUCAUUCUGGUUGUACUUUAGCUCCAAAAUUUAUUAAAAACGUAGAAUCUAUAGUACAGUCUACAUCAGCAACCACGCAUAGCUAUACAAUUCAACCGACUAUUUCGGCUGAUGGUAGAUUAUUAUCACCUCUUUUCAUAGUAUUAAAAGAAAUUACAGGAACAUUUAGUCCGAGAGUACAAGAAACAUUAUUCAACGCGUCUAAUAUCUUUGUUACGGCUUCAAAGUCAGGCAAAUUAACAUCAAAUCAUGUAAAAACUUGGCUAAAGGAAGUCUUUUUUCCGAAUGUCGGGCCACAAUCAGUAUUGUUGUUAGAUUCGUGGAGUGGACAUUGCCCUAAGAUAGUUUCAGAAACUAAACCAGAUUCUGCAACAGAUAUUGUUUUCCUAACUAUUCCGGCCGGUACAACGGGAAAAAUACAGCCAUUAGACGUAUACGGAUUUCGAUUGUGGAAGAAUUUUAUUAAAUACUUUUCUGAUACUAUUAUGUUGUUAGAUCUGGCUUUAGAUCUUCAUAAUAGAAAUAAUAUCUUGAAAUUACAGUCAUUAACACACCAUCAAUCUCGUCACCCAGGUUUCAAAAUAUAUUUAAAUAUGCGUGGACUAAUAGCGUCUUCCACUGGCAAGAACUCGCACUCAGUGCCCCCUAGUUUUUCAGUUUUUUGGUGGGAUAACACAAAACUCCACCAGUUUCGCACGCUCAAUGGAAUACAUCUUAAAACUUUUAAGAAAGUUUUAAGAAAGAGCGGGAAAUAA
This is a messenger RNA of Monomorium pharaonis (pharaoh ant), 852 nucleotides long. RefSeq lists its product as uncharacterized. Bases 1 to 852 code for a protein of 283 amino acids. The transcript is spliced from 2 exons. The record is from RefSeq and is a predicted model, not a curated record. Lineage: Eukaryota; Metazoa; Arthropoda; Insecta; Hymenoptera; Formicidae. Gene Ontology annotation, molecular function: nucleic acid binding.